AUGAUUGGUAGAAGUUGCACUUCUUUAGAACAGUUUUCGCGUUGUUCGUGGAAAAUUUUUGAAAAUGCCUCUGCUAAACGCAUACACAAUAAUGUGGACGCCCAAGUUUCCGUAGCACAGGGCAAAAUGAAGGGAAGGGCGUGUGUCACAGCCAGCGGGAAAAAGUACUAUAGUUUCGAAGGUAUUCCGUAUGCACGACCGCCCAUAGGACCACUUAGAUUCAGGGAACCCCAGAAAAGUAAAGGUUGGUCUGGCAUCCUCGACGCGACGAAGCCUGGCAACAAAUGCUGGCAGAUGACCUCGCCAAAGCACCCGGCCGAAGGAUCAGAGGAUUGCUUAUAUCUAAACAUUUACACUCCAAGUUUACCGAGUGAGCAGCUGCAAAAGCUACCUGUUCUAUUUUAUCUACACGGUGGAAGGGCUAUCAUGGGCUAUUCACAUUAUUACCGACCGGAUUAUUUUAUACCCCAUGACGUCAUCGUGGUGACGGCAAACUACCGCUUAAACGUUUUUGGUUUUCUCUGCCUCGACACCCCCGAAGUACCAGGCAACGCGGGUAUCAAAGACGUCGUAAUGGCAAUGAAAUGGGUGAAAGAUAAUAUAGAAAAUUUCAAUGGUAACUCUGGCAACAUUGUCGCGUUUGGGGAAAGCGCAGGCUCAUCUAUAGUUAUGUCGCUUUUUGAUUCAGAAGCGAACGGUGUGUUCAGCAAAGUAAUCGCUCUAUCGGGAUCAGCAUUAUCCGAUUUCUACAUAGGACGCAACGAUCCUAUACAAAGAGCUGAAGAAAUCGUUUCCAAUCUGGGACAGUCGGUCUCAGGCCACAAGGAGAUUUAUGACAAACUGUUGGAAGCACCUGCUGAGGCACUACUUAGUGCUUGUAUGAAGUCGGAAUUCGGCAGGGACCCGACCGAUGUUUGUUCGUUUUUGCAACCGGUGGUAGAGAAGAAAUUUGAUGGGGCAGUACCCGCUAUCCCUCAGAAUCCAGUGUAUUCAUACAGAAAUAAGCACUUCAAUGUGCCGAUUCUUAUGUCGACGUCGUCUCAUGAAGGAGCGUUAUUUAUGAACCGAGACCGAUCGGGAAAUAUUCUAUUCAAUAAGAACCUGAGGAAGUACAUUCCGUUUUUCUCACUAAUAGACCAAGAGUCGAAUGAGGCAUACGAGAUAGAGCAACGUUUGAACGAAAUAUACUUCCAAAAUAAAGAAAUCGGUCCUUCCGUGCUCGUGGAAUACUUAAAUUUACUUUCGGACGUGUAUUUAAAUCGAGACAGUUUAUACACUGCGGAACUACUAAGCGAGAGAGAAGACAAUUUCUACUUUUGCAGGUUCGCGUACGCAGGAAAUAUGAACUUGCGCGUCAUGAAGGCAUUAGGCGUGAAAGGUGCGACGCAUGGAGACAUUAUCCAGUAUUUAUUCUACAAAGAGAACAAGGUGUGUGACGAGCGAGAUAAGAAAAUUGUUGACAUGAUGUGUGAGUCGUUAUGCAAUUUCGCAAAAACAGGGAAACCAACAUGGAAGAACCAAGAGGUAGAAUGGUUGCCAUAUAGAAAGAAUGAAGAGCUUUGCCUGAAUGUCGGCGAAAACAGCGUAGAAUGUUGUCCCGUGCCUGAAAAAGAGAGAAACCAAUUCUGGUUAGAAUUAUCACGAAAGAGAACCAUUUAA
Leptosia nina is the source of this 1659-nucleotide messenger RNA. The record is from the annotation of a GenBank genome assembly. NCBI's taxonomy places the organism in Eukaryota, Metazoa, Arthropoda, Insecta, Lepidoptera, Pieridae.